UGGGCCUCUGCAUCAGGUAUAUAGACAUAUAGUAUUAUUAUGAUAGACAGAACAACCAACAUAUAUUAUUAUAAUCGACAAAUCGCGUUCAAGCAAUUAAGUAGUGCUGCGACACUAACAAUGACUAAUACCCUACAUAGACGACUGAGUUAUGACUUAUGAAUCCAUGGUUGGCAUAUGUAUAGGACUGACUUGUGCAAGCCAAAGAUUAUGUCACAACAUGAGAACUUGGCCACAUGCACCACACUCGGAGCAAGGUAAUUUCCACCAGCCACAACUAGACCAGAGAAAUAUAUCUGCUCAUCAACAAGUCAAAGAUUAUGCCACAACUUAAAAAGAACUUGGCCACACUUGCAGCAAAGUAAUUUCCACCAACCACAACUAGAGAAAUAUAUCUGCACAUCGACAUCACAGCUAGCUUUCAUUGUCCUAGAUUGCCGCCGCAGGUCCACCAUCGUUCAUGAUCUCCACAACUUCCAUGAAAUCGGAGUUCGCCACUAGCUUCUUGAGUGAUCUCCACAAUCUAACAAUGACGAUUGACUUAGGACUUCUGAGGCCAUGGUUGACAUAUGUAUAUGACUGACUUUGUUCAAGUCAAAGAUUAUGUCACAACUUCAGAAGAACUUGGCCACUCACUUGCAGCAAGGUAAUUUCCACCAACCACAACAAGAGAAAUAUCUGCACACCGACAUCACAGCAGCUUUCAUUGACCUUGACUUUGCAAUGUAAGACUGCUUUGCUUCUAGCUCAAUCCACACGUGCUUCAUAUGAGGACAACAAAAGUAUGAUCCAAAGAAGCAAUAUUUUGCUGUGCACAAUACAAUACUGCAGGAGUUGGUCAGGGGAUGCUUUUCCAGAGAAUCUGACCAACUGCAGCAAAAUACUGCCAAAUAGUAGACGGCAAGCUUGCUUAUGUGAUUAUGCCUCUCCAUCUUUCUUCAUUUUGUCCAGAUACUUCUGUUCAUCAGGAGCCAUGAGAAGCAUCAAGCGUCUCUCCUUGCUCCAACAUCUCCUCUUCUUCCUCAUCCUUGAUCUUUCAGAGCUUGCUACCGGGCAACAAGACCAAUUCGUCUACUCCGGUUUCGCAGGCACCAACCUCGCCCUCGACGGCACCGCCACCAUCACACCAGACAGCCUGCUUGAGCUGACAAAUGGCACCUUUCGUCUCAGAGGCCAUGCUUUCCACCCGACUCCAUUCCACUUCGGCAAGGCGCCCAACGGGACAGCGGAUCAGGCUCAGUCCUUUGCUGUCUCGUACGUGUUUGCUAUCUACUGCGUCCAGGCCCAGACCUGCGGCCACGGCAUGGCCUCCAUCAUCGCCGCGAGCAGCAACUUCUCCGACACCAUGCCCACCCAGUACCUGGGGCUCAUCAACGACCACAACAACGGCAACCCAGCCAACCGCUUCUUCGCCGUCGAGCUCGACACCAACUGGAACGACGAGUUCAAGGACAUUGACAACAACCAUGUCGGGAUCGACAUCAACAACCUCGUCUCCGUGAACUCCAGCAGCGCCGGCUACUACGACGACCGCGACGAGGGUAACUUCCAAAACCUGACACUCGCAAGCUACAAAAUGAUGCAGGUGUGGGUGGAGUAUGACGGAGGUCGCAGGCAGAUCAGUGUGAGCUUGGCUCCCGUAAACAUGGCCAAACCCACCAAACCACUGCUCUCCACCACCUACAACCUCUCAACGGUGCUCCCAGACAUGGUUUACGUCGGCUUCUCCGCCUCGACAGGCUCAUUCGACUCGCGGCAGUAUGUGCUUGGUUGGAGCUUCGGCAUCAACAGGCCUGCUCCGGCAAUCGACAUCACCAAGCUGCCCAAGCUGCCUCAUCAAGGCCCCAAGGCUAGAUCCAAGGUACUGGAAACCGUACUGCCAAUAGUUUCUGCGGCAUUUGUUCUUGCUGUGGGCACCACCGCCAUUCUUCUUGUCCGAAGGCGGCUAAGGUAUGCCGAGCUUAGAGAAGAUUGGGAAACUGAAUUUGGGCCCCAUAGGUUUUCAUACAAGGACUUGUUUCACGCCACCGAGGGAUUUAAGAACAAGAAUCUACUGGGGAUUGGAGGAUUUGGAAAGGUGUACAAGGGGGUGCUUCCAAAGUCGAAAGUGGAGAUUGCUGUGAAAAGGAUCUCCCACGACUCUAAGCAGGGGAUGAAGGAAUUUGUGGCAGAGGUUGCGAGCAUCGGCCGCCUCCAGCACCGCAAUAUCGUGCAGUUGCAUGGCUACUGCCGUCGCAAGGCUGAGCUUCUUUUGGUGUAUGAAUACCUGUCGAAUGGAAGCCUCGACAAGUACCUGUAUGAUCAGGAGAAGAAGCCUACUUUAACCUGGGCCCAGAGAUACAAAAUCAUCAAAGACAUUGCGUCUGCCUUGCUCUACCUUCACCAGGAAUGGGAGAAAGUUGUGUUGCAUCGAGACAUCAAGCCAAGCAACGUGCUCCUCGAUGAUGGACUGAACGGGCGGCUGGGUGAUUUCGGCUUGGCAAGGUUAUAUGACCACGAGACUGGACCUCAAACCACACAUGUUGUUGGCACCAUUGGAUACCUAGCUCCUGAGCUAGCACACACCAACAAAGCAACCCCACUUAGUGAUGUGUUUUCCUUUGGCAUGUUUGUUCUUGAGGUCACUUGUGGGCGAAAGCCCAUUGAGCCAGCAUCACAAGGCAACCAACUCACCUUGGUCAGAAGGGUGAUUGACCAUUGGCACCAAGGAAUUCUCACAGAUGCAGUGGAUACCAAGCUCCGAGGUGCCUACAAUGUUGAUGAGGCAUGCCUAGCUCUGAAGUUAGGAUUGCUGUGCUCACACCCAUUGAUCAAUUUAAGGCCCAACAUGAGGCAGGUUCUGCGGUAUCUCAAUGGUGAUAUGCCACCACCAGAUCUGAAUCUGACACACAUGAGCUUCAACAUUCCAUCCCUGAUGCAGAAUGAAGUUUCAAUAGAUGACUUGCGUGCAGCCUUGAUGGUGUAAAUUCCACUUUCUUAUUCCAAUUUAGAUGCACAUUUGUCCAAACGCUACCAUUUGUCCAAUGUAUUUACAUGUGGAAGACCUAUAUAGAGAAUUAUUCUUGGUUAGUAUGAAAAGCUCUUAUUUUGUAUGGUUUAUCAUAGCCUGUAAGAACAAGACCUAGAUAUGUAGGGCGUGUUCAGGAGAACACAAC
Messenger RNA from Triticum dicoccoides, 3155 nucleotides. Its product is annotated as L-type lectin-domain containing receptor kinase SIT2-like. NCBI's taxonomy places the organism in Eukaryota, Viridiplantae, Streptophyta, Magnoliopsida, Poales, Poaceae. The record is from RefSeq and is a predicted model, not a curated record. Gene Ontology annotation, biological process: protein phosphorylation. Bases 785 to 2965 code for a protein of 726 amino acids. The transcript has a single exon. Gene Ontology annotation, molecular function: carbohydrate binding; protein kinase activity; ATP binding.